CGUCCAGCGAGAGGCUCUCCGACAGGCGCGGAGGACGAUUGGGAGGGACGCGGGCAGUGAGAGGCUUGUCAUGGGGAUCCGAGCUCCGAGGCGGCGCUGGUAGCAUCUGGCGGCUCCGAGGGGGACAGGAAGUGUCCACGCCCGGGACCCCGGCGCCAGCGCCGCCGGGGGGGAUCCCCGCUGCUCUCGUGCCGGGGAGGGAGGGGGAAAAGGAGGGCGCCCCGCUCUCGCCCCGCCCCUGGGCUCGUUACCGCGGGGGCGGAGAGCCAGGGCUUCUCCUGCGGGGAGCGGAGGUCGGGGGACUCGGCUGUGCCCUCUCGAGCGGCUGCCGGGGUCCCCGCGGCGCCGGGCCGCCGAGCAGAGGAGCCGCGGCGGCCGUGGCUGUUGCAUGCGUGGCUGCUGGAUGCGGAGGCGGCGGCGGCGGCGGCGGCGAGGAGCAGCGGCGGCGGCGGCAGGAUGUUAGGGCAGCAGCAGCAGCAGCAGCAACUCUACUCGUCGGCCGCGCUCCUGACCGGGGAGCGGAGCCGGCUCCUCACCUGCUACGUGCAGGACUACCUCGAGUGUGUGGAGUCGCUGCCCCACGACAUGCAGAGGAACGUGUCCGUGUUGCGAGAGCUGGACAACAAGUAUCAAGAAACAUUAAAGGAAAUUGAUGAUGUCUAUGAAAAAUACAAGAAAGAAGAUGAUUCAAACCAGAAGAAGCGCCUCCAGCAGCAUCUCCAGAGAGCAUUAAUCAAUAGUCAAGAACUGGGAGAUGAAAAAAUUCAGAUUGUCACACAGAUGCUCGAAUUGGUGGAAAAUCGGGCAAGGCAAAUGGAGCUACAUUCACAGUGUUUCCAAGAUCCUGCUGAAAGUGAGCGAGCCGCAGAUAAAGCAAAGAUGGAUUCCAGCCAACCAGAACGAUCUUCUAGAAGACCCCGCCGACAGCGAACCAGUGAGAGCCGUGAUCUGUGUCACAUGACGAAUGGCAUUGAAGACUGUGAUGAUCAGCCACCUAAAGAAAAGAAAUCCAAGUCGGCCAAGAAAAAGAAACGCUCCAAGGCCAAGCAGGAAAGGGAAGCCUCACCUGUUGAGUUUGCAAUCGAUCCCAAUGAACCUACAUAUUGUUUAUGUAACCAAGUGUCUUAUGGGGAAAUGAUCGGAUGUGACAAUGAACAGUGUCCAAUUGAGUGGUUUCACUUUUCAUGUGUUUCACUUACCUAUAAACCAAAGGGGAAAUGGUAUUGCCCCAAGUGCAGGGGAGAUAAUGAGAAAACAAUGGACAAAAGUACUGAAAAGACAAAGAAGGAGAGAAGAUCGAGGUAGUAAAGGCCAUCCACAUUUUAAAGGGUUAUCUGUCUUUUAUAUAAUUCUUUCAGAAUUUACUUUCAGAAAAUGUUUUAGGGUAAAUGCAUAAGACUAUGCAAUAAUUUUUAAUCAUUAGUAUUAAUGGUGUAUUAAAAGUUGUUGUACUUUGUCUGUGACCUUAAUUUUCUGCACUGAAUUACCAAAUAUUUUAAACCAGGUGGUCUUCAGAUCACCUGACCAAAGGAGUAGGGAGUAGGGAAGGGUGGCGUGAGCAUGAUAAAAACUUCACAAACCAUGCCCAUUUUGUUUUUACUGAAACCGCAAUGCUACUUUUGGGGUAAACACUGAAGUUUUACUAUCAUUUUAGUUCUGUGUGCUUAAAAAUUAUGAGAUAUAGUUGGAGUUCUCUGUAAGCAUUCAAAUUAUCUUGAGUAAUUUAAAAUAUGAACACUAUACCAUUCAGA
Molecule: messenger RNA, 1751 nt
Organism: Hippopotamus amphibius kiboko
Lineage: Eukaryota; Metazoa; Chordata; Mammalia; Artiodactyla; Hippopotamidae
Gene: ING2
Product: inhibitor of growth family member 2
Exons: 2
Coding region: 457-1305 (282 amino acids)
Biological process (GO): positive regulation of DNA-templated transcription
Cellular component (GO): nucleus
Source: RefSeq, a predicted model, not a curated record